AUGGCCGGGAGGGAUAGGGACCCGUUGGUGGUUGGUAGGGUUGUGGGGGAUGUGCUGGACCCCUUCGUCCGCACCACUAACCUCAGGGUGACAUUCGGGAACCGGGCCGUGUCCAACGGCUGCGAGCUCAAGCCCUCCAUGGUCACCCACCAGCCCAGGGUCGAGGUCGGCGGCAAUGAGAUGAGGACCUUCUACACACUCGUGAUGGUAGACCCCGACGCGCCAAGUCCAAGCGAUCCCAACCUAAGAGAAUACCUCCAUUGGUUGGUGACAGAUAUUCCUGGAACUACUGGUGCUUCCUUUGGGCAGGAGGUGAUGUGCUACGAGAGCCCUCGCCCCAACAUGGGGAUCCACCGCUUCGUGCUCGUGCUCUUCCAGCAGCUGGGCCGGCAGACGGUGUACGCGCCUGGGUGGCGCCAGAACUUCAAUACCAGGGACUUCGCCGAGCUCUACAACCUCGGCCCGCCCGUCGCCGCCGUCUACUUCAACUGUCAGCGCGAGGCCGGCUCCGGCGGCAGGAGGAUGUAUAAUUGA
Messenger RNA from Lolium rigidum, 534 nucleotides. Its product is annotated as protein HEADING DATE 3A. The transcript is spliced from 3 exons. The coding region runs from base 1 to 534 and encodes 177 amino acids. The record is from RefSeq and is a predicted model, not a curated record. NCBI's taxonomy places the organism in Eukaryota, Viridiplantae, Streptophyta, Magnoliopsida, Poales, Poaceae. Gene Ontology annotation, biological process: inflorescence development; regulation of timing of transition from vegetative to reproductive phase; vegetative to reproductive phase transition of meristem.